This is a messenger RNA of Andrographis paniculata, 1206 nucleotides long. Its product is annotated as peroxidase 56-like. Gene Ontology annotation, cellular component: plant-type cell wall; plasmodesma. Gene Ontology annotation, biological process: response to oxidative stress; hydrogen peroxide catabolic process. Lineage: Eukaryota; Viridiplantae; Streptophyta; Magnoliopsida; Lamiales; Acanthaceae. The coding region runs from base 37 to 1008 and encodes 323 amino acids. The transcript has 4 exons. Gene Ontology annotation, molecular function: peroxidase activity; heme binding. The record is from RefSeq and is a predicted model, not a curated record.
CAAACUUCAUUCCUAAAAUACAACAAAAUCAAGAACAUGUCAGCUCUAAAGCUUUCCAUUGUUUUCUUUCUGCUCUUCAUCUUUCAUUCUGUUAAUGCACAGAAACUAAGCCUUGAUUUUUAUUCCAAGUCAUGCCCGAGUUUGGCGAAGACUGUCAAGGAUACGACUGCAAGUUUUAUUUCUACAGCGCCAUCACUUGCACCGGCAUUGCUGAGAAUGCAUUUCCAUGACUGUUUUGUUGAUGGAUGUGAUGGAUCGAUACUAUUAAACUCUACGGGAUCUAACACAGCAGAGAAAGAUGCAAUCCCCAACCUGAGCCUCCGAGGGUUCCAAGUGAUUGAUGCUGUCAAAUUGGAAGUCGAGAAGAAGUGCCCUGGAAAAGUUUCUUGUGCUGAUAUAUUGGCUUUAGUUGCAAGAGAUGCAGUUUCACAGAUUAAAGGGCCACAUUGGAAUGUUACAUUGGGGCGAAGAGACGGUAAAGUGUCGCGUGCUGGUCAAGCAUUGGCAAAUCUCCCGCCCGCUUUCUUCAACAUUUCGCAGUUAAUAGCAUCGUUCGCUUCAAAGGGUUUAAGUGUUAAGGAUCUUGUUGUCUUGUCAGGAGGUCACACCAUCGGAAACUCCCACUGCUCCAGCUUCACAACUCGCAUAUACAACUUCACAGGGAGGGGCGAUGCCGACCCUACAAUGGAUCCCAACUAUGUCAAGGAGCUCAAGAAAGUAUGCCGGCCAACCGACACGACCACCAUUGUCCAGAUGGAUCCAGGCAGCUCUAAGGAUUUCGACAACGACUAUUUCAGUAUUGUGAAGAAAAGAAGGGGCCUUUUCCAGUCAGAUGCUGCACUUCUAAACAACCCUGUCACCAAAAACUACAUUCAAAGCCAUUCAUUUAACGGGUUUGAUAAGACUUUCUUCAAUGACUUUGCUGUAUCAAUGCAGAAAAUGGGAAGAAUUGGGGUGCUGACAGGAACUGCUGGAGAAAUCAGGAGGGUUUGUUCUGUUGUGAACUGAAAUUAGGGCUAGGGUUUGUGAUUGGUUUGUCUACAUCAUGUUUAUUUGAUCUGUGUGUUCAGUUGAGUGGUUUGUUUGAUUGCUUAGUGUCAAUUGUUUCUUGUAGUGUGAUUUAAAUGAUUUCGAUGUCUUGAAUAUUCUUUCUUUAUUUUUAGAAUUGCAAUAAAAUGUAGGAUUUGUAAAUAAUCUGGGUACUUU